AACAAACCUACUUCUAAACUUCCUUUGCUUCUGCUACGGCGAACAAGUCCUCUUUUUCGUAUUUUUUAUGUAAGCAGUAUGGUAAUCAGAAGGAAAGUUCAGCAACAGCUACAGGGAGUGUAUAACUUUCCAAAUGGAAUGAGGAAAUGGUUCAAAUGGAAAUAUGGACAAAUACUCCUGACGUUGAAAGCAAUCUUCUACAACGAAUUCAUGAACUCGAGUUAUGCGUCAGAGGUUGUGAUGGAACCUAUGGUGUGGGUUGUGGAUCAUUUCUCCAAAGCACUGGGUCCGGUGAGUAUUGUGAAUGCAAACUGUUAUUGUCAUAGUGUACUUCUGUUGUCAAGUGUGCAUUGUCAUAGCCAUUGCAACUAUGAUUAUCAUUGUCUUUAUCAUUGUAUACCAAGGAGAAUGCCAUAG
Penaeus indicus is the source of this 417-nucleotide messenger RNA. RefSeq lists its product as uncharacterized. The coding region runs from base 79 to 417 and encodes 112 amino acids. NCBI's taxonomy places the organism in Eukaryota, Metazoa, Arthropoda, Malacostraca, Decapoda, Penaeidae. The record is from RefSeq and is a predicted model, not a curated record. The transcript is spliced from 4 exons.